Messenger RNA from Colletotrichum chrysophilum, 315 nucleotides. RefSeq lists its product as uncharacterized. NCBI's taxonomy places the organism in Eukaryota, Fungi, Ascomycota, Sordariomycetes, Glomerellales, Glomerellaceae. The coding region runs from base 1 to 315 and encodes 104 amino acids. The record is from RefSeq and is a predicted model, not a curated record. The transcript has 2 exons.
AUGCCGAUCGCCUCUGCAAUCACCAUGAGAGCAUCCGAAGAGUACCUCAAGCCCGUUCUUGUGGACCCCUCGGAGUCUCAAGCUCUGCACCUUAAAGAUACUAUUCCAUCUGAUACGGUACUAGAAGGAGGGAGACGGGAUGGCGCAGAAAUAGAAGCAAAGUAUGAGGUUGUGGACGAAGAACGAGACGAAGAGGAUGAACCGGACGAUAUAGCCCCGGCCGAGAAGGAAGAAGCUGGGGACCUCGACUUUGAGUCCAUCAGUGCUUUUAUAUUGAACAGUUCUGCCUUCGCAAGCUUCGAAGCUCGUCGCUAG